AUGAAGUUCACCCUCAUCUUCUCAACUGCUUUCCUCGCUUCAAUCUCCUUUGUCAAUGGUGCCCCCGUCAAGGCCGCUGCCCCUGCCGUGAUCGAAUGUCAGGUCAAACUUGGGAAAGAGCUCGGCGUAGACCUUAAAGACGGCGCCGUCUUGGUCUGUGGACUCAAGUUUGGGAAGGACGUCAAAAUUGAUACAGACUUCAAAGUUGAAGGCCCCAUUUCGGCCCGCGCGCUCAAGUUUGGGAAAAUUGAUACAGACUUCAAAGUUGAAGGCCCCGUUUCGGCCCGCGCGCUCAAGUUUGGAAAAGACGUCAAAGUCGAUACAGACUUGAAAGUUGAACGCGCCGUCUUCGCCCGCGAACUUCUGACGGUCAGUUUCUUUGUGCAUCAAAAGAGGAUGGUCGAAUUACUGAGAUUUGCAUUGAAGCCCGUUAAAGACGUCAAACUCGAUGAUAAGUAUGCUAGCGCCGUCUGGGCUCGAGAAAUCAAGCCUCUCAAGGAAGUCAAUCCCGACACCGAGUAUGCUGAUGGAACAGGUCUUGGGGACGCUGUCUGGGUUCGCAAUCUCAAGGUAAGAACUGUUUCUUGUGUCGAUACUGAUUUAGCCCGCGAAAAACGCACGUUGUAUUCUGAGAAUGUUGCAUCAUUAUGCUGUGUGCCACCAAAGAACCGAGCAUCAAUCAUUGCCUGCUUAAUCGUCAGCAACGAACUCCCGAGAGACGCUUUAUCGGUCCCUCAGAGCCCCGAAAACGUUGAUCUGGAGUAUCCUAAACCUAAGUUGACCAAUUGUUCGGGUCUUCCGCACAAAAGGGUCAAUUCCUCAACUUUCGCAGACGCCGAUACAGCAAAGCAUUCCAACAUAACCUCCAAAGCUGCCGAUUGA
Laccaria bicolor S238N-H82 is the source of this 882-nucleotide messenger RNA. RefSeq lists its product as uncharacterized. Bases 1 to 882 code for a protein of 293 amino acids. The record is from RefSeq and is a predicted model, not a curated record. The transcript is spliced from 10 exons. NCBI's taxonomy places the organism in Eukaryota, Fungi, Basidiomycota, Agaricomycetes, Agaricales, Hydnangiaceae.